This is a messenger RNA of Gastrolobium bilobum, 1249 nucleotides long. RefSeq names its product LEAF RUST 10 DISEASE-RESISTANCE LOCUS RECEPTOR-LIKE PROTEIN KINASE-like 1.2. The transcript has a single exon. NCBI's taxonomy places the organism in Eukaryota, Viridiplantae, Streptophyta, Magnoliopsida, Fabales, Fabaceae. The coding region runs from base 4 to 894 and encodes 296 amino acids. The record is from RefSeq and is a predicted model, not a curated record. Gene Ontology annotation, molecular function: polysaccharide binding.
UAAAUGAUCCUUCAGAUCUUCUUCCAUUACAAUAAACCUCAACUAUGCAUUAUUACCAUUAUCUUCUUCUUGUCUACCACUGCUCUAUCUGUUAAUCCAAAAUUUGAGGCUUGUACACCUCAAAGCUGUGGAAAUGGCCCAGCCAUUAAGUAUCCUUUCUGGAUUCCUUAUGAACAGGAACCAUAUUGUGGCUAUCCUCAGUUUGAGAUCACCUGCAAGGACAAAAAUCCAAUUCUUACAGCAUCUAAUUAUGAUUUUUUAGUAAAAGAUAUCUCUUACUCUAACUCUUCAUUUACUGCAACCAACAUUGCUGUCUUUGAGGACAAGUGUCCUGCUCCUAUCUAUAAUUACAGCCUUGAUCAAACUCCAUUUUCCUAUAGUUCUGAAAAUUCCAAUCUCUCUUUCUUCUACAACUGUACCACAGAACCAAUAGAUUACCCCACUUACGGUGUUGACUGUGCUAAAAAUGCAACACAUUAUUCUUUUGCUGUUUUUCAUAAGGAGGCACUGGAGCACAAAAACUCCUUUAAUGAGUGUCAGUUUAUGGUUAAUGCACCAUUGUACAUGAAUGCUGCUGUUAAUUUCAGUAGCUUACUGCGAAUGAAUUACACUGAAAUUUUGAAGAUGGGGUUUCUUUUGAAUUGGACUGCACCUGAUUGCCAGUACUGUGAGAAAAGUGGUGGACGCUGUGGCUUUGAUGGUUCUCAGUUCCUCUGCUUCUGCAAGGAUAAGUCCUACCUAAAAAGUUGUGGUGGUGGUAAAACAUUUGGAAAAUAUACUGAUCGUACUUUAUAUAGUUUCUUAAGCAAGCAUUCUUCUCUUUGUAUGCAGUUUCUUUUCCCUUUAUUCAUUUUUUUUCUUUCUCUUUUGUGUACAAUGCAGUUUCUUUGCUAAUAUGCCAUUUCAGAAUAUGCUAACCAAUUAACUAUAACAGAACAUUGGUUUUCCUUUUGACCUCUCAGACACAUCUUAAAGUAUAUCUACAGAUAAGAUGACUAUGGUUUCACUAUUUCAAAAUGUGUGUCAUUAACAUAAUGUGCGGCCACACUUACAGCCAUAAGAGCUCUUUGUGUUUUUAUAGACACAGUAACAAAAUCAAUUGUGUAGUUGUUUGAUGUCAUCAUCAACUGUGUGUUGAAAAGAUUCAGCUACCUAUAACUUUUUGUCCUUCUUUCAAUGUGAUUACGUCUUUGUCAGUUGUCAGGCACUGAUUGCUUAUCAUCUAAAUAUGCAGAAAAUUGGCUGAAAU